AUGAUGACUUUGAUCAGUUUGAUAAGCCUGGUGCAGAAAGGUCUUGGAGAAGAAGAGCUGGAGAUGACGACUGGGACAGUGAACUUGAUGAUGACUUGCUUGGAGAGGAUUUGCUAACUGGCAAAAAGAAUCAGUCAGACUUGUCAGAUGAAGAGCUGAAUGAUGAUCUUCUGCAAAGUGACAAUGAAGAGGAGCAAGAAUUUCGUGCUCAAGGUGUCACAGUUAGCCUCAGUGCUACGUCUGGCUUACUUACGUCAUACGAACUGUCUGAGACCAUCAAUGAUCCAUCAAUAGAACAUGAGUCUGAGUAUGACCACGGGGAAGAUGAAAUUGGUUAUGACAAAUCUGAAGCACCUGAAGUAUAUGCUUCAGAAUAUGCAGAGGAAGGACAUUAUGAAGGCAAUGAUCCUGAACUGACAGAAGACCAAAUAGAAUAUGGGGAAGAGCCUGGAGAAGAAGAUGAAGUGCUAGACCUUGAAAUCAAUGAACCCUUAGAUGAAUUUCCAGAUGAAGAUUACAUGCAGUCGUAUAAUGAGCAGGCAAUGGAAGAACAAGAAGAAUAUACAGCAGAUGAGGAGCUGGAAGAAUCUCAGACAAUGGCAAAUGAAUCAGAAGAGGCAGCUAUUGAAUCUCUGGAACUUCAAGAGGAAACAAAAGAAGAAUCUGAUGAAGAGGAGGAUGACGACGAAGAGUCUGGGCGAUUACGUUUCAAAACUGAACGGAAAGAAGGAACGAUAAUUAGGCUCUCAGAUGUGACAAGAGAAAGGAGAAACAUUCCAGAAACUUUGGAACUUUCUGCAGAAGCCAAAGCAGCAUUACUUGAAUUUGAAGAGAGGGAAAGGCAGCUUAAACAGGGACGGUAUGGCUCAAGGAGAGGAGGGCGAAGAGGAGGCUCUGUUAUGUGUCACGGAAUGGGAGAACAAAGGAGAGACAAUAAUGAUAGGGGACGAAUGAAGGAUCACAGGCCUGCACUGCUGCCAACCCAGCCAUCGACAAUGACUCAUUCACAGAGGUUAAUUCCAACACACCAGCAACCUGUUAGGAGUCUGUUCCAGCAGCACCAACAACAGCAACAGCACCAACAGCAGCAUCAACAGCAGCAGGAACAACAGCAGCAGCAGCAACAGUUACAAUCUUUGCUUCCUUUACAGCAUCAGCAUCAUUCUUCUCCUCCUCCAGGGCUACAUAUGCCCCCUCAGAUAGAAACACCUAGAAUAAUGAUGACUCCACCUCCAGUGACACCUCAGCAACCGAAGAACAUACACAUAAAUCCACAUUUCAAGGGGACAGUAGUGACGCCUGUACAAGUGCCCUUGCUGCCAGUUCCAGCCCAGCCAAGACCUGCUGUAGGACCCCAGAGAUUUCCUGGCCCUCCAGACUUUCAGCAGCAUACGCCUGGCCCAGUUCCUACCAACUUCUCCCAAGCCCCAAGGCUGCCAAUCCAGGACCAGUGGAGAGGGCCACCACCACCGCCACCACCACUCCCUCCUCCACCUCCUCAGGAAAGAGAUCCUUUCUUCAUAGCAGAUCCAAGGUUCCCAAGCCAUCACUUGUUUGAGCAGCGGAGCCCCCCACCACCGCCACCUCCCCCACUUCUUAAUAGUGCUCAUCCCGUCCCUACCCAAAGCCCGAUGCCGUUCGCCCAGCCGGCGCCAGCAUUUAACCAGCAGGGACAACAACCCGUGUUUCCCAGAGAGCGGCCAGUACGGCCCAACAUGCAGCCUCAAGGUCCCGUGGGGAUUCUCCACUUCAACCAGCCGCCCCGGCCCUUCACCCCUCGGAGGCAGCCGUUCCUACAGGCGCCGGGACAGCCCUUCCUCACCGCGCCCACCAUGCAG
Molecule: messenger RNA, 1838 nt
Organism: Pterocles gutturalis (yellow-throated sandgrouse)
Lineage: Eukaryota; Metazoa; Chordata; Aves; Pterocliformes; Pteroclidae
Product: RNA-binding protein 33-like
Exons: 11
Molecular function (GO): RNA binding
Source: RefSeq, a predicted model, not a curated record